AUGGAGAAUAACUCUGACAUCGUGUUUGUGCUUCACGGUCUGAACGAGUCCAUGACCAACCGGCAGGUGUACUUCACCUUCGCCCUGGUGUCGUACGUCUGCACCGUGCUGGUCAACCUGACGCUCAUCCUCACCGUGUGUGUGGAGGCGUCGCUGCACCAGCCCAUGUACAUCUUUGUGUGUAAUCUGUGUCUGAACGGGAUCGGCGGAGCCUCCAGUUUCUACCCCAAGCUGCUCCACGACCUGCUGGCCGACUCCCACGUGGUCUCCUACGCCGGCUGCCUGGGUCAGAUCUUCGCCGUCUACAGCUACGUGUUCUGUGAGUUCACCAGUCUGACCGUCAUGGCGUACGACCGCUACGUAGCCAUCUGCUGGCCGCUGCAGUACCAAGCCGUCAUGACACCGCAGCGGGUGGGGAAGCUGCUGCUGCUCACCUGGAGCUUCACCCUGCUGGAGAGCUUGGUGGGUAUAGUGCUGACGGCCCGGCUGCCCCUCUGCGGGCGCAGCAUCCGCAAGCUGUUCUGCACCAACUGGGAGGUGGUGAAGCUGUCCUGCACCAGCACCACCCUGAACAACAUCUACGGCUUCGUGCUGAUAUUCUCUCACUGCUCUCAGACCGUGCUCAUCCUGGUGUCCUACGUGCACCUGGUCCGCGCCUCACUCAGGUCUCGCUCCGACCGCAGGAAGUUCAUGCAGACGUGUGUGCCGCACCUGAUGACGCUGCUGGUCUUCACCGUCUCGAGUGUGUCCGACACGCUGUACUCUCGCUACGCCGGCAGCAGCUCUCUGCAGGCGCUGCAGAACUUGCUGGCUGCAGAGUUCCUGGUGGUUCCUCCGCUCAUCAACCCCAUCAUCUACGGGAUGAAACUGCAGCAGAUCCGCUCCAAGAUCCUGCCCCACUUCAGACCAGAGGCCAGGAAGUCUCACACAUGA
Molecule: messenger RNA, 933 nt
Organism: Scomber japonicus (chub mackerel)
Lineage: Eukaryota; Metazoa; Chordata; Actinopteri; Scombriformes; Scombridae
Product: olfactory receptor 6N1-like
Exons: 1
Coding region: 1-933 (310 amino acids)
Biological process (GO): G protein-coupled receptor signaling pathway
Cellular component (GO): membrane
Molecular function (GO): G protein-coupled receptor activity; olfactory receptor activity
Source: RefSeq, a predicted model, not a curated record